This is a messenger RNA of Syngnathoides biaculeatus (alligator pipefish), 1910 nucleotides long. RefSeq names its product phosphoribosyl pyrophosphate synthetase 1B (gene prps1b). Bases 215 to 1177 code for a protein of 320 amino acids. Gene Ontology annotation, molecular function: ATP binding; magnesium ion binding; ribose phosphate diphosphokinase activity. NCBI's taxonomy places the organism in Eukaryota, Metazoa, Chordata, Actinopteri, Syngnathiformes, Syngnathidae. Gene Ontology annotation, cellular component: ribose phosphate diphosphokinase complex; cytoplasm. The record is from RefSeq and is a predicted model, not a curated record. Gene Ontology annotation, biological process: purine nucleotide biosynthetic process; 5-phosphoribose 1-diphosphate biosynthetic process; ribonucleoside monophosphate biosynthetic process. The transcript has 7 exons.
UGACGUCAUCACGACUGAGCCGUAAGUGAAAACGUGCGCGCGGCACGGAGAGGAAAGAGUCGCAGGCGUGAUGUGUCGGAAUAGAGGUGGCUAGGUGGUCGAUAUUAGCAGACGGUGCUUGGUCAUUUUCUUUCGCUGACCUGUUUUGUUCAUUACUAAUACAAGCUUUUACUAUCGCCUGCUCGGACCACUCGACGCACUGGACCGCAACAAAAUGCCAAAUAUCAAAAUAUUCAGUGGUAGCUCACACCCAGACCUGUCUCAAAAGAUAGCAGACCGCCUCGGUCUGGAGCUGGGGAAGGUUGUUACCAAGAAAUUUAGCAACCAAGAAACCUGCGUGGAGAUUGGCGAGAGUGUCCGAGGAGAGGAUGUUUACAUCGUCCAGAGCGGCUGUGGGGAGAUCAACGAUAACUUGAUGGAGCUCCUCAUCAUGAUCAACGCCUGCAAGAUUGCGUCUGCCUCCAGAGUUACUGCCGUCAUCCCUUGCUUUCCGUACGCCCGCCAGGACAAGAAGGACAAGGUGGGGAGUCGUGCUCCUAUCUCUGCCAAGUUGGUGGCCAAUAUGCUGUCUGUGUCAGGUGCUGACCACAUCAUCACGAUGGACUUGCACGCCUCACAAAUACAGGGAUUCUUUGACAUCCCAGUUGACAACCUCUACGCAGAGCCUGCUGUGUUAAAAUGGAUUAAAGAGAACAUACCCGAGUGGAAGACCUGUACCAUUGUCUCGCCAGAUGCUGGAGGAGCUAAGAGGGUCACCUCGAUCGCUGACAGGCUAAAUGUGGACUUUGCUCUCAUUCAUAAAGAACGGAAAAAGGCAAACGAGGUUGACCGCAUGGUUCUUGUCGGGGACGUGACAGCUCGAGUCGCUAUCCUCGUCGAUGACAUGGCGGACACCUGCGGUACCAUCUGCCACGCUGCUGACAAGCUGAUUUCUGCCGGUGCCACAAAGGUGUACGCCAUCCUAACCCACGGCAUCUUCUCUGGGCCUGCGAUCUCUCGUAUCAAUAAUGCCUGCUUUGAAGCAGUUGUGGUCACAAAUACAAUUCCCCAGGAGGAGAAAAUGAGGCAUUGUCCCAAAAUACAGGUUAUCGACAUCUCCAUGAUCCUCGCGGAGGCCAUCAGGAGAACCCACAAUGGCGAGUCGGUGUCGUACCUAUUUAGCCACGUACCCUUGUAACGGGGUCUACUGUCAGGCCCAAAUAAACGAAGAGGCAUAUCCCCAAAACACAACCGUUAGAGGACUCCCCUUCAACUGGGGAUGAAAAGAACUAUGUCUGUUACAUCCGUCCCACUCAUUUCUACAUUGUCUCUCACAAAUGGAAUACCAAAUAGGCCAUAUUUAUUGAGUUGAGAUUAAAUAUAGCAGGGAGUUGUGCAGCUGUAGCACAUGUUAAAUUGGAGUACCUCAGCAGUUUGAACAGAGAAGACCCUCCAUCAGCUUCUUUCCUCUGAAUUUUAAUUUUCGGUGAUAAACUUUUUUUUUUUUUUUUUUUUUUUUUUUUUAAGAGGAACAAAGCCUUUAGCAGGCUGAACGGGAUAAUUGAUUUUCUUUUAAACUUUUGAGGUAUGCCAAAGGUUUGCCUACUGAGGUUUUAUUUUUAAGAUAUUGUUCAAGCUUGGGAUUUUUGCAGGUAUGCUUACAUGAUUUGUACACAUACAGAUGCAUAUCAAUAAAUAAGAAUAUCCUUGGAAUUUUAUUAUAUUUAGUUCAAUUCAAAAAAUGAGAUGUGUAUAGUUUCACUCCAUAGGGUUAAUGAGUUAAAAAAAUGUAUACUUUUGAGUGACCAAAAACCCCAAAUUAAUCUAAAAAUGAGAAUAUUAUACAACAAGCAAUUCAUAUAAUAUUAAUGAGAUGCUUGACAAUGACAAAUUAUUCAGUGGUGUUGGUGAGAUAUUUGUGUAGCUAGAGC